Auanema sp. JU1783 is the source of this 714-nucleotide messenger RNA. NCBI's taxonomy places the organism in Eukaryota, Metazoa, Nematoda, Chromadorea, Rhabditida, Rhabditidae. The record is from the annotation of a GenBank genome assembly.
AUGUUUCUAUUAAUAGUAGUCGCUUUAUUUGGUUUGGUAUCCACUUUCCCUUCCGGAUCUCUUCCAGAGUCUACUUUCUCAGGUCUUGAUGGCCCUCUUCCAUCAUCAUCUGAUAACAGUAACAUCUUCUUCGACUCCAAUGGAAAGUUCGUAAACAUGGAUGUUGAUGGUGUUACCGUUGAAUCCCUCCAUGUCCAAAAGAAACGUGAAAAACUUCCAAUGAUGAAGAAACAAGAGAAAAAAUACUUCGAAGACUUCUCCAAAUUCGUAGAAUUCGACAAGGCCUCUGAAGAGGGUUUCGAUGAUUCUACGACUCAACCAGGAGUAGUUCCUCAUCUUCCUGAAGCAGCGAAAGUUGAAGAAACCACCACACCAGUUAACUUCGAUUACUUCAACUUCGGUGAAGAACCAUCAGCUGUAGCUAACCCAGCAGCUACAUUCUUAGAAGGAGGCAACUUCGAUAAGAUCGCAACUCCCAAAUGCCGUAUGUCGGGAUGUGUUGGACCAGUCGUUAAUGAUGGAUCAAUCCUUACUGAUCAAACUCAAAAAGAUGGAGCUAGCUGUCAUCAAACAUUCGUACCUAUGAACACAUGCACAGACAACAAGGGAUACCCAAUGGGAAUGUUGUGCACAAUAUGUUGCGACUGCACCGAAGAAUUCAUAACUGAGAUGAAGAAGACAUCUGGAUACUUGAUUACUGGAGUUGAUGUCUGA